Molecule: messenger RNA, 2529 nt
Organism: Dacryopinax primogenitus
Lineage: Eukaryota; Fungi; Basidiomycota; Dacrymycetes; Dacrymycetales; Dacrymycetaceae
Product: AMP deaminase
Exons: 11
Coding region: 87-2480 (797 amino acids)
Biological process (GO): IMP salvage; AMP metabolic process
Cellular component (GO): cytosol
Molecular function (GO): AMP deaminase activity
Source: RefSeq, a predicted model, not a curated record
CCAGCGAGAAUGAACAAAACGGUCGAUCCAACGGCUCGACACCUCGUCCAGAGAGUGGAUAUUUUAGCUUCCAGGAGGAACGAACGAUGAAGUCGAUCGAGAGCAUGAAGCUCGCUCAUGGCACCCACGAUCCCAUCGCAGCCACUCCGCACACCACUCCCCGAGCGAGAGCGAACACAGUGCGAGGGAACAUUCCACCCGGGUUGGAGUUGACACCUGCAAGUCUGGAGAAGCCUGAACCCGUUCAGGAGGCUCAGCAACCAAUUUUACCCACCCUCCAUAUAGGAAGUUACGCCUCUGUUGAUGGGAUGAUGAAGCAGGCAGCCCCUGAGGCGGAUGGCGCUGAUGCUGAAGACGAAGCCGAUGCGUUCAUUACACCCGAACUUCUUGCCCUUUACGAAUCCUUUUCAAAAUGCCUGGAUCUCAGAGACAAAUACAUGAACUACUCCAUGCAACGUCUGGGCGACAAUCCCCAGCACUACGAUGGGUAUUUCACCCCCCUACCCCCCGAUCUCUGUGACGUGAAUGGUGUUCGUGAGGAUGCCACCCUUCCCUCUGACUACCCAUUGCAUUUCCCUGCCGACCCCUCACUGGAGCCUUUGGCCCAGGGACCGAACUUGUCCACGCCUUGGCGCCUAUACCCCAAGCCCCCAUCCCCGCAUUGGCACUGGUAUGCAAGGGCAGCGCCGAGUGGAGUAUCCAAUGGUGCACCGGAAGAGGAGGAGGAAUUCGAUUUCGAAAAAUGCGGCAUACCGGGGGAGCACGAGUGGAUGUUUGAGAUGGACGAUAAAGGAGUGUAUCAAGUAUAUGGAACGGAUGACCGUCAAAAGCCCCUGUUUAGGGUGCCGGACAUCCGCGAAUACUUCAUGGAUCUCGACGCACUACUAGUAGUCAUGACCGACGGACCGGCUAAGAGCUUCGCAUUCCGCCGCUUGCGCUAUUUGUCGAGCAAGUGGACGAUGUAUACUCUUCUCAAUGAGUAUCAGGAGACAGCGGAUAUGAAGAGAGUGCCUCAUAGGGACUUUUAUAACUUGCGCAAGGUUGAUACCCACGUCCAUCAUUCGAGCAGUAUGAACCAAAAGCACUUGCUGCGUUUCAUCAAGUCGAAGAUGAAGCGAACACCCAACGACACUGUAAUCUUCCGCGACGGUCGUGAAUUGACAUUGGCCCAAGUGUUCGAAUCCUUGAACCUUACUGCUUACGACCUCUCCAUCGACACCCUGGACAUGCAUGCACACCAGGACACCUUCCAUCGAUUUGACAAGUUUAACCUGAAGUACAAUCCACUUGGGGAGAGCAGACUCCGCGAGAUCUUUCUCAAGACAGAUAACUACAUCAAAGGACGUUACCUUGCUGAACUGACGAAGGAGCUGAUGACGGAUCUUGAGCAAUCUAAAUACCAGAACUGCGAAUGGCGGAUCAGUAUCUAUGGCCGUUCCCCGGACGAGUGGGACAAGCUCGCUAAAUGGGUCAUCAACAACAAACUCUAUUCUCAUAACGUCCGCUGGUUGAUUCAAGUACCACGGCUGUAUGACGUAUACAAGGCCAGCGGGCUUCUCAGCAACUUCCAGCAAAUCUUGGAGAAUCUAUUCAAGCCCUUGUUUGAGGUCACAAAAGAUCCUCGCAGUCAUCCAGAACUUCAUGUCUUCCUGCAGCGUGUUGUCGGCAUCGAUAGUGUGGAUGACGAGUCCAAGACAGAAAGACGCAUAUAUCGAAAGUUCCCAUACCCCAAGGUCUGGGACACGAAGCAGAACCCUCCCUACAACUACUGGCUGUAUUACUUAUACGCAAAUAUGUGCGCACUGAAUCAAUGGCGCAGAUUGCGUGGCUUCAAUACUUUUGUCCUCCGUCCUCAUUGUGGUGAAGCCGGCGACCCCGAUCACCUCGCGUCCGCUUUCAUGCUUGCUCAUAGUAUUUCCCACGGCAUUCUUCUGCGCAAAGUCCCCGUGCUACAGUACCUGUUCUACCUGAAACAGAUUGGCCUUGCCAUGAGCCCACUGAGCAACAAUGCCCUUUUCUUGACUUACGAGCGGAAUCCGUUCCCGGAAUAUUUCAAGACGGGGCUGAACGUCAGUAUAAGUACUGAUGACCCCCUGCAGUUCCACUUCACCAAGGAACCUCUCUUGGAAGAAUACAGUGUGGCGGCUCACAUUUACAAAUUCUCUCAAGCUUCUCUAGCUGAGCUAGCGCGGAACAGCGUGAUCCAGUCCGGGUUCGAGAUGCAGAUCAAGCGCCACUGGCUCGGGCACCAAUGGUUCCUUCCGGGCGCAUUGGGCAAUGAUAUCAACAAGACAAACGUCCCCAACAUCAGGCUGCGGUACAGGCACGACACGCUCAUGGAAGAGCUGCAGAUGCUCAGCCAAGGUAAGAAGACGCUUGUGGUGAGCAGGGGACAUGAUGGACCAGUGCAGCCGUUGACACCUGAUACCGUUGCUGCCAAGGCGAUGUCGAUCCCAAUGAAUUCGACGGGGAAACAUUAGAUGCUUGAAGGAGUAUGGGGCGCCAGAAAGGACUCAUUUAGACUUAUCC